UACAGGCGUGAGCCACUGCGCCCGGCCCCAUGUAGAGUUUAUAUGGCCCAUUUUUUUGGGCAAAAACCCAAAAAACAGAACAGAGACAAAAAUUUGUGAAUAGAUAUUUUGAUAAAAAUAGUUCAUAGUUAAUAUUGUACUUAGAAAACUGAAAACUAGAAUCAUUUCCAACAUAAUUGUAGUGUUUCUAUUUAACUAUGACAAGCAGAGAAAACACCUUAACAAGGAUUUUGUUGAUUGAUUCUAAAGGUAAAAUGCUGGAUUUAUUGGUCUAUGAUCCUAGAAAAUGGCUUUUGUUAUUUUAAGCCUUCUGUGAAGAUCCUCUUUCCUCACCCAGUUGAGUAAAUGUUCCUCCUUUGUCCUCUUAAAACACUUGGGGCAAAUCAUGCUCUUUUCCUCAUUGAAUUGAAAUGGCGUGUUUACACUCUAGGCUUUUGUGAUUGCAAGUUAAAGUCCCUGAAGGCAGACAUCUGAUUCUCUAGUCCUGUUAACAGUGCCAGCAUUCUCCCAAACAGGGUCUAACAUGUUCUUUAACAACCAGUUUUCAAACUUCUGUUGGUUUAGCCUUUAAAUUUCUCUUCCAUUAGUCUUGACAGACACUGGGAAUCAUCAUCAACAGACCAACAGGGUUGCUCUACCUAUGGCUACUAUUAGGUGGGGAGGCAGAUGUGUUCAGGCUCUAGAGAUGAUGACAACCUUCCUCCUAUCCUAAUUUCCAAUGUAAUUGAGGAAUGCACACUGCCCUCAUUUUGCACAGCAUUGUGACUAAGAGCAAGAACCCUGGAGCCAGGCUGCCUGCUGCCUGUAUUUGGAUCUCUGCUCUGCCGUUUACUAGCUAUGCCACUUGUUAGCUGUGUGACCUUGAGCAAGUUUCUUCACUUCUCUCUGCCUCAGUUUCCUCAUCAAUAAAAUGGGGAUAAUAAUAGAACCUAUCUCAUCUGUUUGCUAUAAGGAUGAAAUUAAAUGAGUAAAUUACAUAUGCAUGUGUGUGUGUGUGUCUAGCUGAGGACAGUGCCUGGCACAGAGCAAGUGCUACAAGUGUUAGUUGUAGUUAUUACUAUCAUUACUAUUCAGUAAUAAUAAAUAAUAAAUCUCAUAUACAAAUCCUAUUGGUUCUGUUUCCCUGGAAAAUCCUGACUAAUAUGGUACUAUACAGGUGUUAGGCUUCUUUAAAAUCCACAAAUGAAGUGACACUAGACUUACAUAACUGCUUUGUUCAAAUAAGUAAAUCUCCCUGAAAUCUUAGAAGUGUUUUCAGAAUAUGCAAAUUUCAUUGAAGAAAAUAGCCUUUCAAAGCAAGAUUUCAUGAUUUUGGUUAAAAAUAGCCCCUCAUUGGGUUACCCUAAUGCAUUUAUUCCUACCUUUCAACUUACAUGUCUACACAAACAGAGGAAAACAUGAAAAGCCACAACAGGAACAGAAACAAGAAUUGCCUACUUACUUUUGCUGCAUUCUAAGGACUUUGCAUUCAUUGCAAGGCCAUGGACAUGAGAUGGAAAAAAGUGCUCUUCUGAGAAUAGGUAUGAAGAUCUUUUGUUCCUCUCUCACUCCAUGCCCUUGGCAGAAAUAAAGAUCUAGACCUACUCACAAGGCAUUCAUAAACCCCCUAUGUAUAUGUACGACAUUUUUAGGCAAUAAAAUGCUCUUAUCCAUCUCUUACCAAUACAUUGUUUUCUAUAUCCAUGAAAAGGCUGACUCUGUGUAGAGACAGAAUCAGCGAUGACAAAAACAAUAAUUCAGAUAAUAACCAUCAGCAUCAUCAAUAUUUACUGGACUAUUGUGCAAGCAACUGUUCAAAGGGCUUUUCACUUUAGGUCUGGUUUAUUUAAGCUUCACAAUCACCUAUGAGGCUGAUAGUAUUAUUCCUACUGUAUAUGUGAGGAAACUGAGGCACAGAGCUCCAUGGAAGACAAAUUUCAGAGAUAUUUCCAAAAUGCAGGGAGAAAGGAUAAUAAAAUGAUGACAUCAAAGCCAAUAGGUAUGAAAAUCAGGAAACGUACCUCCAACCAACCAUAGAAUGGAAGUCAUUCAGAGGAACAAAUGAGAACUGGAAUGAAGUGACAACCUUUCUGAGACGAGGAAUGGACUGAGCCCGCAUAGCUCUCCACUAAGGAAGGAGAAGUAGGGGAACAGAGUCUCUAGAGUCAGGUUUUCCAGAUGCAAGUUCUUCCUCUACCACAGCUGUGUGUCCUUGGGCAAGUUAAAGUUACUUAACCCAGCUAAGCCUCAGUUUCUUCAUUCAUAAAAUGCAGGUGAUGACUAUAUUAUGUUCUUUGUGAGGACUGAGUAUUACGUUACAUGUAAAAGAGCACACAAAACCGACACAUGGUAAGUGUGCAAUAAAUGAUAGCCAUUAUUAUUGAAUGAUGAUAAAAAGGGGUGGAGAAUUCAUGCUUAAGUAAUUUGAGAGGUUCUUAUUGAUUGCAUAUCUUGAUUAUGGGUCUUCACAUAAUCUUUAACACGCUAAUCCAGAUUUUAAAUCUUCAAGAGGGAGAUUCCCUGAUGCAUUUGAGCAGUGAGCCCCAUUUUUCCUCCAUGGAAUACAAAUAAUGUCUCAUGAGACACUGGUGUUACACAAAUCACAGUCUAGGAAACGUUCUUUAUUUCACACACUUUGUACACAAGAAUAGAAAAACAGGUAAGAAAAUGUCUUUCAUUGAUCACCUGUGCUGCAAGCAAGUAACCAUCAAACAGCUCUUUAGCUUUACAAAGCAUUAUGGGUACAUUUCUUUCUCCAUUGUGUAAGUCAUGGCACGCAAACCUUAUGACCACUGUCUCUUGUCAACAUCGUCACCUUUAACGCUGAAAGUUUUCUCAGCACUUUUCCAGAGUGCUACCAAAAAUGAGUUAAAAUUGGCAUAGCUCCAGUUAGCUUGGAAAUUUAUUUUAUCAGACCAUAAAUCCUUCAGAGUGUUUGUAUUCCAUUGUCUGUUAUAAUGUUAUAAGGACACUAUUAUGUUGGGUGUUAGAAUUAAAUUUCUCUACUGUGCCUUACUGUGGCGUUAAAGUGAUGUUGAAUUAAUAUCAAAAGAACACACUAUUUAGAAGUUUUGUGUCUCCCCAACCCAGAACUGCUGGUAGAUUAUAGUGAUCAGUUUUUGUUUUAUUUAGUCUUAUGUAGGAAAGCUAUCCUACAUAGCUUUCCAGAACUGGGCAUGGGUUUAUUUAGAGAGGUUAACUAGCUUCUGUAGAAAUUAUACCCAUUGUACCCCAUUACUACUAAGCUGGGUUAAGGAAAUAUGAUUAGAAAUAAAAAUCUCCUGCCAAACCAGUGAAUCCUCUCCAUAGAAAUGUAGAAAAGAACAGAACAGUUUUAUUAUUGAAUAAGCAUUAAAUCAAACUGUGAUGCACAUCACAGGCAAUCUGCUAAGGAGAUUGUAAAGAGAGAAAGAAAUCUCACCCUUUUAUAUAGCCAAGUAGAUAUAAUUUAUUACAUAAUUGUCUUUUUCAAAAGAAAAAAAUAAAACUUCUUGAGUCUUUAUGACAAGUAGGCAGUUACAUCACAGAGCCAAGCGCCCAGGCUGAGAUUCUACAGGGUUAGGAAGACAAGACAACCUUCAUCCUCCUAGCCAAAGAAAUGUCUCUGAAGCCUCAAGAAACACAUUUCUGGGAUGCAGAACUGGCAAGAGGCUAUGUAUUUAUGAGCCUCCAUUUCUUAUACUACUGCAGUGAACCAACCUUGGAUGUGAAAAUUGCCUUUUGUCAGGGAUUCGAUAAACAAGUGGAUGUGUCAUAUAUUGCCAAACAUUACAACAUGAGCAAAAGCAAAGUUGACAACCAGUUCUACAGUGUGGAAGUGGGAGACUCAACCUUCACAGUUCUCAAGCGCUACCAGAAUCUAAAGCCUAUUGGCUCUGGGGCUCAGGGAAUAGUUUGUGCUGCGUAUGAUGCUGUCCUUGAUAGAAAUGUGGCCAUUAAGAAGCUCAGCAGACCCUUUCAGAACCAAACACACGCCAAGAGAGCAUACCGGGAGCUGGUCCUCAUGAAGUGCGUGAACCAUAAAAACAUUAUUAGUUUAUUAAAUGUCUUCACACCCCAGAAAACGCUGGAGGAGUUCCAAGAUGUUUACUUAGUAAUGGAACUGAUGGAUGCCAACUUAUGUCAGGUGAUUCAGAUGGAAUUAGACCAUGAGCGAAUGUCUUACCUGCUAUACCAAAUGUUGUGUGGCAUUAAGCACCUCCACUCUGCUGGAAUUAUACACAGGGAUCUAAAACCAAGUAACAUUGUAGUGAAAUCUGAUUGCACAUUGAAAAUCCUGGACUUUGGACUGGCCAGGACAGCAGGCACGAGCUUCAUGAUGACUCCGUAUGUGGUGACACGUUAUUACAGAGCCCCUGAAGUCAUCUUGGGAAUGGGCUACAAGGAGAACGAUGACAUCUUUAUGCGUGUGCUAAUUCAUCAUAUAUCUUUUUUUCUUGAAAUAUUUCGAAUAGAAACUAAAACUGAUGUUUAUUUACAAAGAUAACUUCUGAAGGAAAAUACCAAUACCCCAAAUACCAGGGAUUCUACUUUUUCUGCCUGCAAACUCUAGUCUCAGUUAUUUCCUAGUUUUUUGGAUUCGGUUCAAUGCACCUUAUUUUGGACCCAUAAACAAACAAACAAAUAAAUUAGGUGGUCUCUUGUUGCCCUAUUAUGUGUAAAUGAAUAGAAUAGAAAUGGAAACAGGCAGCCCUGUGGGUUAAUAUUGUUUUUUUUUCUGCAUCAAGCAAAUGGCAUCAAAAACUCCUCAUUCGCCUGCCACAAGAUAUUUCGGUUUAGCUACUGCUUUUCCAUGUCCCCAAUGUCACCACUUUGUGGCACUACUGAGGCAGUCUAAGGCACCCAUAAAGCAAUUUUUUACAUGUUAAUUUGAAUUCUCAUACUAGACACUGACUGUUAAUGUAAUAGUGUAGUGCUGGUUUUAAUUUGUUUUUUGGCCAACUUUUGGUGGGAGGUGAAAAAUUGUACCUUCUAAUAAAACUGUUCUUUUUCUUCCUCCUUCAGAAGUCAAUUAUCUUAGUUAACUUUACUUUCCUCCCUUUUCUUCACUACCCUCUCUCUCCUG
Molecule: messenger RNA, 5044 nt
Organism: Microcebus murinus (gray mouse lemur)
Lineage: Eukaryota; Metazoa; Chordata; Mammalia; Primates; Cheirogaleidae
Source: RefSeq, a predicted model, not a curated record